Bactrocera neohumeralis is the source of this 807-nucleotide messenger RNA. RefSeq names its product augmin complex subunit msd5 (gene msd5). Bases 13 to 768 code for a protein of 251 amino acids. The record is from RefSeq and is a predicted model, not a curated record. NCBI's taxonomy places the organism in Eukaryota, Metazoa, Arthropoda, Insecta, Diptera, Tephritidae. The transcript has a single exon.
UUCAAUUAAAAUAUGAAAAUGGCUUUAAGUGUUGAUUUUUCGGAAAUCUCUAAAAACAUAUAUAAAAAUUACAAUAAACACGAAAAUAAUAUCAAAGAGCAUAGGGUAAAAACCUCAAUUAUUAACCUGUCGAGUUUUUAUGAUGGUUAUCAACGUGAAAUUAAAGAUAUUAAUUCUGAAAUUACACCCUCCAAGGACAAUCCUACAGUAGCAGACUUCGCAGAUAUAUUUAAAGCAUUUGAAGAGUAUCCCUCCAAUUUACACAAGCCAAAACGCCUGCCAAUAAAAGAGCAGCAACUGCGAAUGAAUUGUACAAUGGCGAGAGAUAUGACCAUAAUGGUUAAUUCACGUGAACAAUCACCAGGAAGCACUUCACUUCAAAAUAUGAGCUGUGCAACGGAGUUACCUUCAGCCUCGGAGAUCUAUAAUGUCUUUAAAAAAUUUCAGCAGAAACUUACACAAUUUCUAAAUGAAACACAGCAACAAGAAUGCGCUCAGUCUUUUGAAAAGAAAUUGGAUCAAUUAUGUGCAUUCGCGAAGCAGUUGGAGAAGCUAUGUCCAGCUGUUAAUAAUAUAGAACAAGCUUUCAAAUCUGAUGAGGAAAAAAAAUUACAAAAUAUACUUGCUAACCUAGAAGAGCUUAAUUAUAUGCGUGAAAAUCAAGAAAUAUUUAUAAAUGGAACGCCAACAGCCAAUACACAGUCAGCGCGCACAGAAAGUUUUAUGAAUUUAAUCACCUAUUUAUUAAACACAGUUUCCAGUAUGUAAACCGUUUUAAAAUAUAAAAUACAUAGAAAUUAUUGAUAA